Amblyraja radiata (thorny skate) is the source of this 5475-nucleotide messenger RNA. RefSeq names its product phospholipase C, eta 1 (gene plch1). Gene Ontology annotation, biological process: phosphatidylinositol-mediated signaling; phosphatidylinositol metabolic process; release of sequestered calcium ion into cytosol. The record is from RefSeq and is a predicted model, not a curated record. Gene Ontology annotation, cellular component: cytoplasm. Gene Ontology annotation, molecular function: phosphatidylinositol-4,5-bisphosphate phospholipase C activity; calcium ion binding. NCBI's taxonomy places the organism in Eukaryota, Metazoa, Chordata, Chondrichthyes, Rajiformes, Rajidae. The coding region runs from base 259 to 5184 and encodes 1641 amino acids. The transcript has 23 exons.
AGCCAGGGUCAUGUGAUCAAAGUCUUUGAAACAAAGGGCAGAGGAUUGUCUCACUAGAUCACUCUCUUCACUUCCAUCCGUAUAUGUCUGCUGUGAUGUAAAAGUGCAAGCUUCAAAAUUAAUGUCUGGAUUAGAGCCCAGUGUUUUCCCAGUCCAUUCUGAUCAGAAAAUUCUACAUCUAUCGUUGGAUUUAAUAGGUUUCGUUAUAUUAUUCUGGAUCGUAAUCGAACAUUUUUUUGGAUCAUAGUUAGAUUUACAAUGAGCUCCCGGGCCCUGAACAGAAAAGGUGGCCUUCAGUACUGUAGACACUUCCUAUCAGACAAUGGCGUAUUCCAUGUGGAAAGGUGCAUGUGUGUAAUGCAGUCAGGAACUCAGAUGGUCAAACUGAAGAAUGGAAGCAAAGGCUUGGUGCGUCUUUUCUACCUGGAUGAACACAGGACCUGCAUUCGAUGGCGACCAUCAAGGAAAAACGAAAAGGCAAAAAUUUCCAUCGAUUCAAUUUGUAAAGUUUUAGAAUGGAGCCAAUCUACAAACUUUCACCGGCGCGCUGAAGGGAGCUUUGAUCCAAGCUGCUGCUUCAGCAUUUACCACGGAAGUCAUAUGGAGACACUGGACUUAGUAACCUCCAACUCUGAGGAUGCACGCACUUGGAUAACAGGAUUAAAAUACCUGAUGGCCGGAAUCAAAGAUGAGGAUUUGCUUGCAAGACGACUAAGGACUCACGAUCAGUGGAUGAAGCAGAUGUUUGAAGAAGCUGAUAAGAAUGGGGAUGGCUCGCUGCGCAUUGAGGAAAUCUAUCAAUUGAUGCAUAAACUAAAUGUGAAUCUACCUCGCAGGAGAAUCAGGCAGAUGUUUCAGGAAGCUGAUACAGAUGAGAAUCAGGGCACAUUAAAUCUUGAAGAGUUCUCUGUAUUCUACAAGAUGAUGUCUUUGAGACGGGAUCUCUUCCUACUGGUGAAGGCUUACAGUGACAAGAAAGACCAUCUUACUGUAGAAGAGCUUGCUCGCUUUCUCAAAUCGGAACAAAAAAUGGAUAACGUGACGUUGGAAUAUUGUAUGGAUGUUAUAAGAAAAUUUGAGGUCUCUGAGGAAAACAAGCAGCAAAAUGUUUUGGGUGUCGAAGGUUUUACUAACUUCAUGCACAGUCCUGCAUGCGACAUAUUUAACCCUUUGCACAAUGAAGUAAAUCAGGAUAUGGAUCAGCCCCUCUGCAACUACUUUAUUGCCUCAUCGCACAACACUUACUUGACAGGGGAUCAACUCCUUUCUCAGUCCAAGGUGGAUAUGUAUUCCUGGGUGCUGCAGGCUGGUUGUCGCUCUGUGGAAGUUGACUGCUGGGAUGGACCAGACGGAGAGCCAGUUGUACAACAUGGUUACACACUCACAUCCAAGGUGCUAUUCCGAGAUGUUGUUGAAACCAUCAACAAAUAUGCUUUCAUCAAAAAUGAGUAUCCUGUUAUUCUGUCCAUUGAGAACCACUGCAGCAUCCAUCAGCAGAAGAAGAUUGCUAAAUAUUUGAAAGAUAUCUUUGGAAAUAAACUAGAAUUAUCCUCUGUUGAAAGACAUCGAAAAUACCAGUUUCCUUCUCCUCAACGUUUAAAGGGAAAAAUUCUUAUAAAGGGAAAGAAACUCUCAGCUGACCUCAACACCGAUGCAGAAGAAGGCGAGGUGUCUGAUGAAGAUAGUGCUGACGAAAUUGAAGAAGAGUGCAAAUUAAAGCAAAUCAAUGGCGGUACUGCGAACCACCAUCAAGUGGAAUGUUUCAUAAGAAAGAAACUGGAUUUCUUACAGAAAGAGUCUCAGCUCCAGGAUAAGGAAAAUCCAGAUAGACAUACAGUCUGUGCGCUUCUGAGUGCCACACACAAAGGUUUAAGUGAUAAUCUACAACAGAACUCACGUGUUAAAGAAAAUACAAAAGAAAGUGGGAGAAAACCUCACAAUCGAUCAUUUAUCAGCAGUUUUACCAAACAGAAGAAAAGUGCAAAAUCCAAAGGAAAACUGUUCAAUCCGAAUGAUGAAGAUCAGCAGAAUUCUAUUGGUAAAGAUACUGGGUCGGCCCACAGAUUGGGCCAUCGCAAAAAAACAAUGAAACUCUAUCGUGGUCUUUCUGACCUGGUUAUAUACACCAACUCUGUGACCUCCCAGGAUCUCCAAGCGAAAGGCUCCUCCGGAAAGGUUCUAUCGUUAAGUGAGACUCAAGCCCACCAACUUUUACAUCAAAAGCCUGAGCAAUUUAUUGGUUUUAACCAGAAACAUUUCACACGUGUAUAUCCAUCUGCCUUCAGAAUAGACUCGAGCAAUUUCAACCCACAAGAAUGCUGGAAUGUUGGUUGUCAGAUGGUGGCACUAAAUUAUCAGUCUGAUGGUCGUAUGAUGCAGCUAAACAGAGCCCUAUUUAUGAAAAAUGGAAACUGUGGUUAUGUCCUAAAACCUCAAUCGAUGUGCCAAGGUGUUUUUAACCCAUUCUCUGAAGAUUCUCUGCAUGGCCAUCUUAAAAAGCAGCUCACACUAAAAAUUAUCAGUGGACAACAGUUGCCCAAGCCACCACAUUCUAUGCUUGGGGACAGAGGCGAGAUAAUUGAUCCCUUUGUUGAAGUGGAAAUUAUUGGUUUACCGAUAGAUUGCUGUAAGGAACAGACCAGAGUGGUGGAUGAUAAUGGAUUUAAUCCUGUCUGGGAAGAAACUAUGACUUUUACAGUCAACAUGCCUGAAAUAGCCCUGGUUCGAUUUCUGGUGUGGGAUCAUGAUCCAAUUGGGCGAGAUUUUGUAGGUGAAAGAACUGUGUCCUUUAGUACUCUCAUGCCAGGAUACCGUCAUAUUUACUUGGAGGGCAUGACAGAAUCUUCACUAUUUGUGCAUGUGACAAUUCAUGACAUCUGCGGAAAGCAACUGAUGGGACUCAAGAGUCUGUUUAGCAAGACUCCCAAAUAUCCUCCUGCAAACAUCAACCAAGGCAAUGUGUUGCAAAAGAAAUCCUUUGGAAAUCGAAUUCUACGUCGCACUGUCAGUGCACCCACAAAGGAAAGGAAAAAGAGCAAAAGCAUGCUUUUGGAAACUUCCAUUGACUUGCGGGAGCAGGAAUCCAAUCCUCUUCCUUCCAACGAGCAAGAAACAUGCAGCAAGCGAGGAACAAAGAAACUCCAUAUGCGUCCGAUGUCAAUGCCAGUUGAAAAUUUGCUUUCUGGAGAGAUGCUGCCAUCUGCUGGUGAAAAAUCUGAAACCAAAACGGGGGCAAACUCAAGAUCAAAGGGUUGUGAGGAAAAAAUGGUGACAUCAUCAUCCCCUUUGCCUCAGUGCAUUCCAGUAUCAGGUGCCAAUGAGCUAAGUGGAGCUCAGCCACGAGAAUUGACAAAGAGUAUUUUGAAAGAGUUAUCAGUAAACAAAGAACACUCUUCAUCCAAUAAUGUUUCUUUUGAAACCCCUACUUCCGAACAUAAUUUUAUUGAGAAGGGUGAGGUGUGUGAUCAAGGACAGUUGCACAAACCUGAACAGUCCCAAUGUAAUGGGGCAUUAUGGCAGUGGACCAGAAGACCACUGUCACAAGACCAGAAACUCACCAAGCUGCAAGGGGAACCAAAUGAAAAUAUUUCCGUUCCACGUUGUAAUGUAAAUUGUAUAGAAACUGAAGAAAAGAUUGAACGUUAUAUCGCAAUGUCUUCCAUUUCUUCACCUGUCUCUGUAAAUAAUUUUGAUCUUUCACAAAAUCUGGGUACGACUCUUGACAGCACAGUCUCUCAUCUUAUUGAUGCUAUGUCCUUGCCCAGUGAAAGUGAAAUAGGCAGUCCCAUAUCAGCCCUCAUUGCCCAAUUUGAUACACCAGAUGGAAUCAAUCAGACUAUGGUUUCAAACUUUCAAGAAACCAACAAACAUACUCGAAGCAUGAUGUCUGGACUGUCACAACCUCAUGGUCUAGAAAUAAAUGCUCCUGUAAAUCUACUGUGUAGGGACAUUAAAGCCAAGGAAGCCUGCUUGAAUCUAACAGAAGAUCCAACAAUCUUCUCCAGCCCUGAGAUGUCAGACCAUUCCUCAUAUACCAUAAUAAAUGAAGACAUUCUCUCCCCUAUUUCUGUAAAAUACACACCAAAUAGAAACAUAAGUGGCACAACCAUUGAUGGAGCAUUCGAUAAGACCUUGCAUUUGGAUACCAUUAGUCAUCCAGGUCAAGUCAGCACCCAUGAUGAAACUUGGAGCAGGAUUGAUGCUGAUGAUAAAUGUAUUAAUAUGACAACCGAUAAUGAAAUUCUUAACGCAUCUCCACCCAUCGAUUCUGUUGGCAGUAGUCUAAUGGACGUAGAUGACCUAGACUUCACCAUCACCACCCCAGAGAGUUGUAAUGAAGAAUUGGGCCCAGGAAGCUCUUCCCCAGCUGACAAUUUCUAUCAAAUGAGCCAGAAAAAGGGUAAAAAAGCAACCAAUUUGUUGAUUUUGGAGAACUCGCCAGUAAAAACUGCCAAUGAACGGGCACUCUGUAUUUCUGAAAGGAAUAUUUGGAAUUCACUGCAUUCAGUUGCAAAUGAGUCAUCCGUUGCCAACCACCCCUUUAUUGGUGCAAAGCAACCAAGUGCGAGUAAGUCCAAGAGCCUUGGAGAUCUGACAUCAGAGGACAUAUCUUGCACCUUUGAAAGCAAGUAUAAAUUCAUCAGCAAAAGUUUCAUUGUGCCAUGUAUUAGAGGGCAGAAAGCAACUCCUUCCCAGAAAAAUAUGCCAAAGGCAGCAGAUGCUUUAACUGAGCAGCUACGCAGACUUGUAUCCCUGGAGCAAGAGGAAAAUCAGGAAAGUCGUGUUCCAAUGAUAAGGCUGGAAUCUGGUUACCAAAGAGGUCUGGUAAGAAAGCUCUCGUCUCGAAGCCAGAGCAGAGUUCGUUAUGUUGCCAACAGGGCAAAACAAAUACAGGAAGCCAACAAGCAUAAACUUUCUGGUAACAGUGCCUCUGGCGAUGUGGUUUUUAGAAAGAAAACCCCUAUACAACACCAUACAGUUAAUAGGCACUCUACAGGUUCCUACAUUGCAGGAUACCUAAACCAACUUAAAGAAGAAGAUUUGGAAGGUCGUGGUAUUCCUGAAGGUUCCUGUAGUACUUUGCUCCACAGAUACACUGACGAUUUUUACACUGACGACUCGCUCUUGCAAACUGAACCCAGUACAGUCAGUGAACCAGAGAUUUAUUUCCUACUUCGGCUGUGAUUUGGAUGCAAAGAAAAAUAUUGUUUAUAACUUUUUUUUAAAAACUCUUCCAUUGAAACAUUGUUCCUUGUCUGUAUAAAUAUAUACGAGUCAUCACCAUCACAUAUAUAUGCAUUUGAACUUGACUAAUCGUGGACAUUCCUCAGAAUUUGGUUGUGUCGUAGGAAGUUAUUGUCAUUUACACUAAACGUGAAGUCUGUCAAAUUUGUACAUUUUGUUUUCUAUAAAUUUGGGUGGAUUUGUGAAAUGUAUUUUGUGUUUGGUGAAAUAAAUAUUCAUUUCAUCUGGUAA